This is a messenger RNA of Xiphophorus hellerii (green swordtail), 705 nucleotides long. It is a transcript of the gene cenps, whose product is annotated as centromere protein S. Gene Ontology annotation, molecular function: protein heterodimerization activity; chromatin binding. The coding region runs from base 1 to 381 and encodes 126 amino acids. NCBI's taxonomy places the organism in Eukaryota, Metazoa, Chordata, Actinopteri, Cyprinodontiformes, Poeciliidae. The transcript is spliced from 6 exons. Gene Ontology annotation, cellular component: FANCM-MHF complex. Gene Ontology annotation, biological process: replication fork processing; resolution of meiotic recombination intermediates. The record is from RefSeq and is a predicted model, not a curated record.
AUGUACCGCUAUUUCUUGUUGACAAAGAAGGAAACUCGUCAGAGGUUGAAGGCAGCGGUUCAUUAUACGGUGGGUCGUUUGUGUCAGAAGAUCGAAGAAGAACACCGGAGGGAGUUCAGCCGACAGACCAUAGCAGCCAUAGCGGAAACGACAUUCAGAGAGUGCGACAUCUUUGCCAAGGAUCUGGAAGCUUUUGCCAGACAUGCCAAAAGAAGCACAGUGUCUGCAGAGGAUGUAAAACUUCUAGCCCGCCGCAGUAGAGCUCUGUCCAACCACAUACAAAAUAAAAGUGAAGAACUGGCCCAGGAGCAGCGAGAGUCCAGAAAGAAGAGUACAGUGAAGAGGAAGAGCAGAGAGACCGAGGAGGAGAGCAGAGAAUGAGGACAAGACACAGGGAAGCCAGCAGUGUCUGACUUUGUGCUCAACAUGCAUAGAAAAAUAAGAGCUUGACAAGAACAAACUGCUUUAAUGAACUUUACAGCACAAGACUGAUAUAAAGCUAAACUCGUCUCAGGAGGCGUUUAGUUGACAUGAAGAGAUGAAUGAUGAGCAACACAAUCUUAAAAGAACUGUUCAUGUAACAUUUACUGCGUCCAAUAAAUCCUAUAUUCAUCUAACCUGGUUUGGGUUGUUAAACAUACCAUUAAAUCCUCUAAAAUACUGUUUGACAUACCGACUAAAGCUUCAAGGCAGUUUGCCCCUUCA